Ylistrum balloti is the source of this 4098-nucleotide messenger RNA. Its product is annotated as zinc finger protein ZFP2-like. The record is from RefSeq and is a predicted model, not a curated record. The transcript is spliced from 2 exons. Bases 138 to 2156 code for a protein of 672 amino acids. NCBI's taxonomy places the organism in Eukaryota, Metazoa, Mollusca, Bivalvia, Pectinida, Pectinidae.
UAAUUCUCCUUCGCCAUUUUGAUUUCAUCAGAAUCAACAAGAAGCUCAAAGGGUCUUCAUUUUCAGUGAAAGAAAUGAAAGAAAACCAGGACCACUGAACAAAGAAAUAUCUAUCUACCGUAAAGGAACCACUGACCAUGUCUGAGGAGGUUCAGUAUGAAGUAAUGGGGUCAACAGAGGCCCUGAUGCAGUCCAUGCUUGCCCCAGGGGCAAUCCAAGAGGUUGCAGAGGAGGAAUUGUCAUCUGGAAACCAAGAAAUCAUCAUUGAUGGGGUGCCUCUUCAGAUUCCAGCAGGAAAAUACAAGACAGAGGUUUUAGAGGACGGGACAGUGCAAGUGAUUGUUUAUCAGGAAAGCAAAGAGGAGCAGAACCCAGUUGGCCCCACGUUUUCCGAGUCUGCCAUUCAAACAGAUAUUGAUAUAAGAAGCAGACGUGCACACAGUAUUGGAAUACAAAACACAACAGUACCACAGUUUAAUAGUUACAGCUUCGCUGAGCGUGGGAUACAGACUGACCCAACUCCGGAUGAGUCUAUAGUGAUUGAACCAAACUUCAGCAUGCCGGCUGAUUUGACUAUACCAGAGGACAAUGAGGAAGCCGAUGAAACACUGAUAGAAGAGGAAAAUAAUGUUGUUGAAACACCAGGAAAGAAAAGAAAGAGAGGAAGGCCGACUAAAAACCCUCAAGUUAUACAGAAUGUGCAAACCGAUGAUGAAAACAACACUGUGAAGGGACUUCGUGCUGGCAAGGAAGUUACUUUCCACAAAUGUGGCAUCUGUGGGAAAAUCUACAAAAACAAAACCAACUGGAUGAACCACCUCAAGAUCCACGCAAAGGAGCAGGUGUUCAUGUGUGGAUACUGUGGUCAGCUAUUUCAGCGUUUCAGUUUUGUUGCUCAUGUUAAAAGUCACCAGGGUGAAGAGGAGGCCAAGGCGGAAGCUGCAAAUGCUCAGAAGAAGGAUGCUGAGACAGGAACUGUUGCAGCUGCCUCGGCAGAAACUCAAACCGUGGCUACUAACCUAAAUGAAAACCAGGAGUUUGAUGUCACUGACGAGAGUGGGGAGAAGCGAUACAUGGUUAGGAGUCACCAGGUCACGCUUCCCAACCAGCAGGUGGCGACAGUUAUAGACCUGGGUAAUCUUAUUGACGUGGCCAUGAAUGCAGAGGUCACCUCAGAUGCAGCAACAGAUGGCAUAGUAAAGGAAGGAAAUGUAAAGCCAAGUACCUCACAAGCAGAGAGGGAAGAACUUGAAACAGCUGUAGCAGAGGCUGAGCAAAGCCAGGAAGAACUACCACCUGCCGCAGAAGGAGAGACCGAAGAGGUGUCUACUAAAUACAUCUACAAAUGCAAUGUUUGUGGUAAAGAGUACAACAACAAGAGCAACUGUCACCGCCAUCUUAAGUCGCACACUCAUGACAAGACUUACAAGUGCGAUCACUGUGACAAAACCUACAUGCAUCGAUACGAACUCAAAAUGCAUAGACGCAUUCACACUGGCGAAAAGCCUUUCCAAUGUGUUAUCUGCACCAGAGCUUUCAACGAAAGUGGUAACCUCCGACGACAUAUGAAGAUUCAUGCUGGGGACGACACACCUUAUAAAUGUGGUGUCUGCUUUAAGGGAUUCACUGACUUGUAUCGCCUCCACGUCCAUUUGAAAGUUCACACCGGGGAGAUCAAAUGCGAUACUUGUGGGAAAGUGUUUGGUAAGAUAUCCGAUCUAUACCGUCACAUUCGCAUACACACCGGUGAUAAACCAUACAAGUGUGAUCAGUGUCACAAAGCGUUUUGUCAGAAGGUCAACUUACAAACCCAUUACCGUACACACACAGGGAAGAGUCCGUUCAAGUGUGAACUCUGCCACUUUACCUUCAGUCGUAAACAAAUCCUCGACAAUCACAUGAAGGUUCAUGCUGAGAUAGAAGAUGAGGAGAGAUUGAAAACGGCCGGGGAGAUUAAGAAGGAGGUGAUUGAUGAGGAACUUGAGAGUACUGAUCAAGUUCAGGAGCAGGAGGGUAGCACUAUGAUGGAAGUUGUCGACCUAUCUGUCGAUGAACAGACCGGAUUGGUUGAGGUACCUGUUGACUCCCACGAAAUGGAGACUGGACUUACACAAGAGGAACUUGCCCAGCUGGUAGCCGCCACUGUUACAGAGUAGUUCAUCUACUAGAGCUGCACUAGAAAAUACUUGUACAUAUAAAUUUGAUAUUAAUUGCAUCUACUGAAAUUCCCAUGGAUGUUUGUUAAGAAAAUGUGUCGUAUUUUGGUUCUUUCUAUCCAAACAUUGUUGCCAGAUGCUUUGUACAUACUUAAACCUUACCUGCACAUCUGACCUUUAUACUCCAAUUGCCAUUCAUUUCUGUGCCUCUUGAAAUACAAUUUCGGUACCUGUACAAAAAGGCCUACAAUAAAGUUGUCAGUCUUUGCUUAAACCUGAAUGCUAUGAUUCAGAGAUCACAGAAAAAAAUGACUUCAAUGAUAUUAAUGAUUUUUUUUCCUUUUGAAAUAUUUUCUGAAAUAUUUUGUUGCAGUAUUCAAUCAGAUUCUUUUCUGUCUCUGCUCUAAACCCGACCCCCUGCCCCCCACAACUAGUUUGAAAAUUUACAUGUGACAUUUGGAUGACUGCACUAUCAUACACACAUGUCCUGUGUGAGGCAUAUAUUGGCAUAUGUAUAUUGGCCUGAUAGUAUACCUCAGUGCAAAUACACCUCACAAUGAACUGACGAAAGUGACAUUUUUAUCAAUGAAAUCAAGUGUCAAGCAUAAGUAUUCUUUUUGUGAUACAUAAGAAGAUUUAAUACACAUUACCAAUCUGAAGAAAAAUGUUGCAAAGGAUAUAUUUUGAAUUGAUUAAGAUGAUCACACCAUGUUAAUUAAAUAUAAUUGAUGUGAUAAUACAUAUAUAAAUGUUUGUGUGUUCCAUAUACCACCUUCAAAACCAAAUUCAUAACUUUUGAGUAUAUGUAGAUCAUACUUGUAUACCAUAUAAUAUUCGUUCUGCCGUGAGUAUACUGUUAUUGCUGGCACAUCAACAGUUGUGCAUAAAUGUUGCAGCAUGAAGAUUUCAGAUUUUUACAUACAUUGUAGGUAUUGGGGGGAAAAAACUACUGGUGUAACAUGGCUUCAGUGGAUUGGUAAUUCAUUGACUUUUAGAAGUGUUUACAAAUUACCAUUCUGAGAUCACGUCAGUCUUCGAAAUAUUAGAUAUCCUAUGUCACACUCAGUUAAUAUUCUGUCAAAUCUGUCUAUAAAGGUCACUGAAAGGAACAAAAGUGACCUUUAUUGAGAGAUGACCUUCAUAAACCUUCAUGUAUUUGUUAUAUAGAGAUGGCCUUUAUUAACAGGUAUAUGUUAUAGAGGUGGUCCUUAUAAACAGGUAUUUGUUAUAAAGAGGUGACCUUUAUAAACAGGUAUAUGUUAUAGAGGUGGUCUUUAUAAACAAGUAUUUGUUAUAGAGGUGGUCUUUAUAAACAGCUAAUUUUUUUACAAAGAGGUGACCUUUAUAUACAAGUAAUUUUUAUAAAGAGGUGACCUUUAUAAACAGGUAUAUGUUAUAGAUGUGGUCUUUAUAAACAAGUAUUUGUUAUAGAGGUGGUCUUUAUAAACAGUUAUUUUUUUAUAAAGAGGUGACCUUUAUAUACAGGUAAUUUUUAUAAAGAGGUGACCUUUAUAAACAGGUAUAUGUUAUAUAGAGGUGACCUUUAUAGGCAGGUAUAUGUUAUAGAAGUGGUCUUUAUAUACAGUUAUUUUUUAUAAAGAGGUGACCUUUAUAAACAGGUAUAUGUGGAUGGCUCUCAAGGCAGGUUAAACUGUAUGUGUGCAUAAGAAUCUGUAUAUUCCAAUGUGAUGUUGCUAUUUCUGUCAGAUAAUGUAUUUGAAAGUUACUGGAAAUACAAGCAUGUUAUUCUAGCAGAAGUAGUCAAUGUCUUCAUUGAUUACAAAACAAAAUUUCAGUAGAUUUAAAUGUCACUUGUAUAUCAAAUUUCACUAAUUAGAUAAACUGGUAUGGUACACAUCAUUCCCUGUAGAAACAGCUGCACAGACAUUUUGAUGAGCAUCAAUGAUGACAGCCGACACAUUUAUAACAACUUAUAGUUAUA